AUGGCCAAGGCCAAACUGUUGUCACUGAGCUUGGAGAUGUUCACUAAUGCAAGAAUGGUCAGGCCAGGCUGUCCAGUCAUUCUGCUCCACCUCUUCAGCAUCUUGGUACAGACGGGAGCUAGUUCUCAGGAUAUCCUGUAUCCAUAUGGACCCGGCCAUAGAGAUCUAGAGACCCCAAAGAUGGAUGAUGGGAGUUCUGCUGAAAUCACUUUGCUUAUUCCAUUCAUUUUCUUUAACAUCCCAUACCGUUCCAUCUAUGUCAACAACAAUGGCGUGAUCUCCUUCAACGUGCAGGUUAGCCAGUUCACACCGGAGGCUUUUCCCCUGAGUGACAGCAGAUCGUUCAUUGCUCCGCUCUGGGCAGAUGUGCACAAUGGCAUCCGCGGAGAUGUGUACUACCGAGAGACCACAGAACCAGAAAUACUGGAGAGGGCAACACAAGAUGUCCGGAAGUACUUUAAAAACAUGCCCACCUUCACGGCUACCUGGGUCUUUAUUGCAACAUGGCAUCAAGUCACCUUCUACGGAGGAAGCCAGACAACACCGGUGAACACAUUCCAAACUGUACUCAUCUCAGAUGGCGUGGGGUUCUUCAGUAUGUUCAACUACGGAGAAAUCACAUGGAGCACAGGAACAGCCAGCGGUGGAGAUCCUUUAACAGGACUGGGUGGCACGACAGCUCAGUCAGGUUUUAAUGGCGGAGACAUUGGUCACUUCUUCAAUCUGCCAGGAUCACGCUCAAAUGAUGUGGUGAACAUUGAACAGACAACCAAUGUUAAUAUCCCUGGGCGAUGGUUCUUCCGCGUUGACACUGAACUGAUCGAUCCUGCCAAUGGCUGCAGCUACAAUGGGCGAUUUUACAGACGAGGGGAAAUCUUCUGGCUCUCUGACCAGUGUUCACAGCGAUGCCGCUGCCUUGACAUUGACAACGAGGUGCAUUGCCAGGAGGCUCCAUGCGGGCAGUUGGAGACCUGCGAGCAGCAGGAGGGGGCCUUUUACUGCCAGCCGACCCGCACCAGCACCUGUGUGGUAUUUGGCGACCCUCAUUACCACACCUUCGAUGGCUUCCUCUAUCACUUCCAGGGAACCUGCUCCUACCUGCUGGCUCGGCCCUGCUGGGAGGUGGCUGGGCUGCCCUUCUUCACUGUGGAGGCCAAAAAUGAGAACCGUGGGGUCACCUCGGUUUCUUGGCUCAGAGACGUGACAGUGGAUGUGUACGGACACCGAGUCACGUUACCCAAAGGCAGUUUUGGAACAGUCCAGGUGGAUGGCUUGGUGAAGACUCUACCGGUCCAACUCCAACUUGGUGCUGUUAGGGUUUACCAGUCUGGGGUUGCCAUUGCUUUAGAAACAGACUUUGGACUCUUAGUUACCUAUGACGGUCAACACUAUGCAUCUAUCUCCCUGCCCAGCUCGUACUUCAACAACACUUGUGGCCUUUGUGGCAACUACAAUGACGACCCUGCUGAUGAUCCCGUGCUUCCUGACGGCUCUCUAGCAGAUAGCGUGGUGGAGUUAGGAGGCAGCUGGCGAGCAGAGGACCCAGACUGGAGGUGUACAGAUGGCUGCGCCCAGAACUGCAGCGUGUGUGACCCUCUUACAGAAGCCUUCUACUUUCGCUCAGACUACUGUGGGCUCAUCAACAAAACCGAUGGACCUUUUAGGGACUGCAGAGCCGUAGUGGACCCUACAGCCUUUGUGUAUAGCUGUGUAUAUGACAUGUGCAGCAACAGGGAUAAUAUCACCACACUCUGUCAGGCCAUCCAGGCCUAUGCUCUGGCGUGCCAGGCCCUUGGUGUCACGAUACGACCCUGGAGAUCUCGCACCUUCUGUGCUUUGUCGUGUCCGGAGUUCAGCCAUUACCAAGUGUGCACAAGUGCCUGCCCAGCCUCUUGCUCCGACCUCACUGCUCCCCUGUACUGUGCUCACCCUUGUACUGAGGGCUGUCAGUGUGACCAAGGCUACGUUCUCAGCGGCAGUCGUUGUGUACAGCGUGAAGACUGUGGCUGUGAGCAUAACGGCCUCUAUUACCCCCUUAAUCAAACUUUCUGGGCAGGUCCCAGUGGUGAGGAAGGUGAAUGUGCCCUCCGCUGCACCUGUGGGCCUGCUGGGGAAGUCUCCUGCUUCAACGAGUCCUGCAAAGAGGGCGAGGUGUGCGUGGCGGAGGUGGGCUUGCUGGGUUGCUACCCUCGGAGGGAGGGAGUGUGCUCAAUCACUCAGAACUCAGUGACGUCUUCCUUUGAUGGCACCUUCCUGCUGUUCCCAGACGACAGCUCCUACUACCUGUUGAAGCUGUGUGGCGCAGUGCCGGCUAAUGGCUCCAUGGUGGAGGUGAAGAUUGGCAGGCGGCUGAUGAACAAAGGCCCCACUUGGAAAAGACCUGUGAUCGUUACAGUGGCUAACCUGGAAGCUCAGAUGGGAGGGACAGAUUUUGAUAUAGUAAAGGUGAAUGGUGAACCAGUGGCUCUCCCAUAUGUCCAUCCAAUGGAGACAAUGAUGAUCUACAGAGCACCAGGCAAUGCUACAGUGGUGGAGUCCCGUGGUCUGCUUCGUGUCCAGUACACUCGCCAGGGGCUCCUCAACAUCUCCCUCUCCACCCUCUAUUACAAUGUUACUUGCGGCCUAUGUGGUGUCUUCAACAGCAAUGCCACCGAUGACCUUCGCCUUCCAAAUGGACGCCUGGCGGAGUCUACUGAACAGUUCACAGAGGGCUGGCGGUCCAUUGCUGAUGACCUCACCUGUAACGGUGACUGCGAUGACCUGUAUCGAAUGUGCACAGACUUGCGUCUCUACCAGAGUCCUUGGAUGUGUGGCAACAUCAAUGACCCGGGGAAUAGUUCAUUUCUGGCAUGUCAUGCAGUGGUCAACCCUUCGCCGUUCUUCAGGAACUGCUUGUAUAACAUGUGUGUGAGGGAAGGGAAUCGUUCAGCCCUGUGUUCCUCGCUGCAGGCGUAUGCCACCGCUUGUCAGGAUGCUCAAGUCGGCCUCGCUUCCUGGAGGAGUGCCACCAACUGCCCUCUUCCCUGUCCACCAAACAGUCAUUUCGACGAGUGCACCACUGCCUGCCCUCUGACCUGUGCCAACUUAGAUGAACCCGAAGAGCCGUGCCCUCUGCCGUGCCAGGAGGGGUGUCAGUGCGAGGACGGCUUUGCGCUCCGCGACGGCCUGUGUGUGGCACGCAGCGAUUGCGGCUGCAUGAGCCACGGGCGCCAGCUGGCCACUAAUCAGACUUUCUGGACAGACUGGGAGUGCCAGGAGCGCUGCUACUGCAAUGGCUCUGACAACAGUGUGUACUGUCAGCUCGCACCCUGUCACCCUGAGGAGUACUGCCAGGAGAAUGACGGCCUGUACUUCUGCCAGCCACGCACUGAGGCCCUGUGUGUGGUAGCAGGUUAUGGACAUUUUCUGCCAUUUGGUGGCGUCCCGUUUGAGCUGCAGAGCUCUUGUACGCUUAGGAUGGCCACCACGAGCUGUGGGAGAGGGAACAGGGACCCGGCGACCAUCACUGGAGCUUUUCCUCCUUUUAAACUGGCAGCUCGUAACGAGGAAAGGGACACAGGCCAGGCGAUUUGGGUGAGGGGCUUCGUACUGGAGGUCUACGAGUAUGAGAUUGAGGUGUCUCGAAGCUACAAAAACACUGUGACGGUGAAUAAGGAGCGUCUGUACCUUCCUCUGAAGCUGGGCCCGGGGAAGGUCAACGUCUUCACCUGGGGCAUGCAGCUCAUUCUGGAGACAGAUUUUGGCCUAAAGGUGGCCUUUGACUGGAACACCCUCCUCCUGUUGACUCUGCCCCGUGACCUCUACAACACCUCGUGCGGCCUCUGCCAGGGCAUGCCCUUAUCCCCUCCCACCCUCACCACCACAGACUGGGGCAUGGCCUGGGCCGAGAGGGACACCUUCUGCCAGGUGGGCUGUGGAGACUCCUGCCCACGCUGCGGCCUGGGAGAGACAAGCGUGCUAAAUGACGCCCCUCUCAUGGUGGCCGAUGCCAACAUUAACAUAGACACAGACAAUGGAGCUAAUGAAGUCAGCAAUGGCAUACGUUUCCACAUCGGGGAUGGACUGUAUGUGUUUGUGGAGCCCGAGGCAGUGAGGCUGUGUGGGCUAAUUGUGGAUCGAGGAGGUGUGUUUGCACGUUGUCACAGCAAGGUGGCGCCAGCGUUCUUUUAUCAAAGCUGCCUGCAGGACACCUGUUUGGACCAGGGAGCUCAGGAUACAAUCUGUAACUGGCUGCAGAUCUAUGCCGGCACCUGUCAGACCCAAGGGGUGCCUGUUACUGGCUGGAGGAGCGACACGCCGUGUGUCCAGAGCUGUCCACCUAACAGCCAUUACUCCAGUUGUGUGUCGGUCUGCCCGCCCCAGUGUGCCCCAGCCCGCGGCCAGAGGGACUGCAGCCAGGACUGUGUCGAGGGCUGCCAGUGCGACCAGGGCUACGUGCUCAAUGGCAAGAGCUGCAUCCUGCCUCAGAACUGUGGCUGCUACACUGAUGGCAAGUACUAUGAGCCCAAACAGCUGUUCUGGAACAGCGACUGCACCAAACGCUGCCAGUGCAUUGGACGAAACCUGAUCCAGUGUGACCCUAGGCGCUGUAAGGCAGAGGAGGAGUGCACCCUGCGCUACGGAGUGAGGGGCUGCUUCGCGCGGCGCUCCCAGCAAUGCAUAGCAUCCGGCGGCGGGGUGUUCAGGACCUUCGAUGGGGCGUCCCUACGGCUCCCGGCCUCCUGCUCCUUCGUCCUGUCCACUAACUGUCACAAGCUGCCCGACCUCUCCUUCCAGCUCAUCGCCAACUUUGAUAAAUGGAGCACACCAAACCUCACCACCAUCUCUCAUGUCUACCUUUACAUCAACGAGGAGAAUAUCCUCAUCUCUGGCAGCACUGUCAAGGUCAAUGGUACACCAGUAUCUGUACCGUUUCUAACUGGACUGAUGACACGUCUGUCCACAUCUGAGGGCUUCAUUGUCAUCGACACGCCCCAGGACAUCCAGGUUCGAUACAACCGCUUUAACACCCUCAGCAUCACCAUGGGCCAGCGGCUUCAGAACAAGGUGUGCGGACUCUGUGGGAAUUUCAACGGAGACCCAAGUGACGACUACAUCACGUCCAGGGGCAAGCCGGCUGUCAGCGCCCUGGAGCUGGCUCAGAGCUGGAAGACCAACGGUAUGCAGAACAGCUGUGAUGAAACCCAGUACGUGGCUCUGGCUCAGUCCUGUGACAACACGGCGGUGCUGGCGCUGCAAGGUGAGGACGCCUGUCAGAAGCUUACCCAGCUGAAGGGUUUCUUCCAGCCGUGCCAUGGCCUGCUGGAUCCCCGGCCCUUCUACCAGUCCUGCUACCUGGACGGCUGCUAUAAUCACCGCAAGGCUCAGGUCUGCGGCUCCCUGGCAGCCUACGCAGAGGCCUGCCGCUCCAUGGGGACCCUCACCACCAAGUGGAUCGCCCAGGAGAACUGCUCAGAAUGGAUCUACGACCCCUGUGCAGGAGAGAUCUGCACAAACUUCACCUGUGAGCUGGAGAACGGAGGAGACCUGUGUGGCUGCCCGGAGUUACCCACCAGCACUGGAGGUGAUGAUGACAUCAUCCAGGCGGAGGUGACCUGUAAGCACGCUCAGAUGGAGGUCUCCAUCUCCAAGUGCAAGCUCUUCCAGCUGGGCUUUGAACGAGAGGACGUCAGGAUCAACGAUGAGCACUGCGCAGGCAUCGAGGGAGAGGACUUCAUCUCCUUCCGCAUCAACAACACCAAGGGGCACUGUGGCUCCAUCGUACUGUCAAACGGCACACACAUAAUGUAUAAGAACACCGUGUGGAUCGAGAGUGUGAACAACACCGGGAACAUCAUCACCAGAGACAAAACCAUCAACGUGGAGUUUUCCUGCGCCUACGAACUGGACCUGAAGAUCUCUCUGGAGACUGUCCUCAAGCCCAUGCUCAGUGUGAUAAAUCUCACCUUACCGACCCAGGAGGGAAACUUCAUCACCAAGAUGGCUCUGUAUAAGAACUCCUCGUACCGAAACCCGUACAGGGAGGGGGAGGUGGUGCUCAGCACGCGAGACAUCCUGUUCGUGGGCGUCUUUGUGGAAGGGGCGGAUGAAAACCAGCUCAUCCUCAUUGUGAACAUGUGCUGGGCCACACCAUCCCGCUACAGCAGUGACCGGCUUCGCUACAUCAUCAUAGAGAGAGGGUGUCCAAACAUUAAGGACAACACCAUCGGCAUGGCAGAGAACGGCGUGUCCCUCACCUGUCGCUUCCACGUCACCGUCUUCAAGUUCAUCGGGGAUUACGACGAGGUGCACCUCCACUGUGACGUCUCCCUGUGUGACUCGGAAACAAACGCCUGCAAAGUGAACUGUCCGCACAAGAGAAGAAUGUACUCGGAGGACAAUGACCAUAAAGAGCACAUACUGACUGUGGGCCCCAUCAGAAGGAGAGAAUCAGACUGGUGUGAGGAGGAAAACGGAGGCUGUGAGCAGAUCUGCACCAGUAAGAUGACCGGACCGGUCUGCAGCUGUGUGACUGGGAUGUUGCAACGGGAUGGGAAAAGCUGCCGAACUGUGAGCUCGAGCUGUAACCUCACACCUGCCGUUUCUCUGCUGAGCAUCAGUGCUGUGAUCUCCAUGUUCCCGGCUCGUAUUCACACUCUCCUCUCCUAACACCCUGCAAGCAAAGGAGGGCAACACAUCAAACAGAAUCAAACACAGAAAAGACUUGAAGAUGCACAAAGUUUAUCAGCGUUGGUAGGUCAGAGUAGAUCAGCUGCGUUCCAGUCAGAAGAUGUAGACAGAGUAAAUUGUACAUUCACAGUGACCACAUAUUCAUAAUGCAACUGAAUGUACGUAACUAAACAAAAAAAGUAAGUUUCACCCCAACGUGAUUACAACACAUUGCAAAUUUAUCUGGUGGUUUUUGUUUGUAGAAAAAUGAAUGCGUAGGUCUGCCAGAGUGUUUUCUAUAUUGCCACCAGAUGGCACCAGAAUAGGACAUUUUAUAAUCCCACACAUGUUGGCUGGUUUGAGUCAUAUUCAACGUCAACUUGACCCAAGAACACUGGUGUUGAAGGCAAACAUCUGACCCAACUUCCUGACCUCCACACUCUAACAUCACCCUGCUAUGAACACAAUAUAUUCUGCAUUAGAACUAAUCAAUAACACUGAAGUUGCAUAAUGGUCAGCAUCAGCGUUAUCUGGAUACUGACAUCUGGUUACAGGGCUUUGCAUUUACACCUGAUAUCAUUAAUAAUCUCCUUAUCCUGAUUCUGCCCACAUUGUGCUCUGAUCUCAAAAUGCACAAAAAAUAAGAUAAACUGUUGUGAACAGUUAGUCAUGCACUUGAUCAGGUGACUGACAGAAAAAUGAUUUGCCAUUUAAUGUGGUAAUCAGUUAAACAAUUUAUCAUUUUUAAGCAGAAAGGCCAAAGAUGAUCUCGUUCCAGCCUCUCAACUAACAGGAUUUUCUGCUUUAAUUCAUUUAAUGUGACAGUAAACUGAAUAUUUUUGUAUUUUGGACUGUUAGUCAAAACAAGAAAUAUAAAGAUGUCCAGGCCAAUAUUACUAUCUUUAAGAUGCUGUGGUGCACUCAUUUUUUUAGCUACCUAAGGUUUUCAUUGGUACCAAUGAUGUCUGCAUUGCCUGUCAGGAAGAGGGCCAAUUAACGCUCCAAAUUUAGGCUAAAUAUUGGCGAGGGAACAACAGGCAUGGUCAUUUUUAAAGGGGUCCCUUAAACUCUCAUCUCAAAAUAUCUGAAUGGAAAUGGGUUCUAUAGAUACCCAUGAUUCUAACCCGGUCUCACUCCGAAGUCGUCAAAAUGCGGCACUUGGGCAGUGACUUGAAGUGUCAGACACUGAUGAAAAAAAGCUGUCCUUUAUUAUUUGCAUGAUACACGGCCGGUCGCUGUUACUGUAUGUUCAAACCAGAAGCUUCCAAAGAGGCAAAGUCUCUCGCGAAUGCCCAAGAAGCAUGACUGUCAAAAAUAUUUGUGGCAGCUUUGGUCGCUCUAGUCGCUCAUCACGUGACUCAUUCGAACGUUCAAUCAUGCUUGUCAAUUUAAAGGAGCCGCAAAGCGGACUACUGGUUUGAAAGCAGCGUAGCUGCUGCUGUGUUGAUAAAAUGCUUUGCUUUGCAGUAUGUCAUCCCAUUCAAACCAAGCAAGGAAGACUUGCAUGCUACGUUGCAACAUUAGCCUGCAAUUCUCUCCUCUCUUACUAACAUUACACACUUUAAAACUCACCAGACCAACCAACUACCUCCGGGACAUGGUCCCAAGCCUCCUUCUUUUUAUUUUGGUCUUUGUAACUGAACAGCGACACAUUAUAAAGGACUGAGUGGGCGCGAUCACAAGUAAUCAACUUCUCGAUAUCCACUGUCGGAACAAGUGUGCUGUAGGAACUAAAGUUGCAUGGCUGGUUCUCUGGGACCCGCUUCAUCAAAGCACAUCAGCAUUCCAAUUAGUUGUCGCCAAACCGCGUCAGAGCUCAUUACCAUAAAGUUAAACGAGUUUUAACUCCCCUCCAGACCCACUCUGGUCGCUUUGGUCGCCCAAGAUGUGCGGCUGAUGACCAGGUCGCCCAAGUCGCCCAAGUUGCCGGGCUCUCAUUGAAAAUUAAUGACUUGCGCUGUUUUGGAAGCUCUGGUCACGGUUGGUUUGAACGUACAGUUAUAGUUUAACGAUGCUCGUUUGCAUCGGGGGGAAACACAGUGGGCAAAAGUCCGAGUAGGUCAGGUGUAAGGGUGGUGGACGGGUCCAAGAAACACUGACUUUCCUCCGCGAGAGCUGCGUUCGCAUCCCGCAAGAUUAGGAAUAAAGAACAGGGUUUGGCUUUAUAAACCCAACCACGUGCGUUAGUUGUUGGUCAGCGUUAAAUUUACUUUGAAAGAAGACAUGCAUGUAACAGGCAGAACUUGACACAGCGUCCCAGAACACCAACAACCAAUGCACCCACAAUACCUUUCAUGUUGUAUCUGGACGUGGAAAGUCCAUGACCAAACGUCGAUACGUGACACUGUCGGAGUGAGACUUUGUUGACAAGUCUCCCAUAAACUUGUGAAAACUUGUUCUCAGUAAAUGUUUUGUUCCUUACGACCAGAGUAGAUCUUCAAAUUAAAACUCAUUUGUCUUUUUCAGGAAAAGACCAACCAGUCUAUGUAAAGAACAAUGAAUUGCUUCACAGGUAAAAGUACAAAAAACAAGAAAAUCGGGUUGUUGUGGAACUCAGAAUGUUAACUAUACCGAUAUCAUGCACAUCUGAUAAUUAGUAAUAUUAACCAAUAAGAAACCAAAGUAUAUCAGUAUGCGAUUCCUUAACUCUCUACACAAAGGUUUUGACGAGCCAAUAUGCUUCAGUAGCAUAAUAAAGGAAACUGGCCUGAAAUUCAGUUACGUUUUUUGGUUAGAUUUUCAGAGGCCCAUCUAGCCACCCUUGUGAAAGAUUUCCGGGGGCAUCCCUGGUGUUGUUGGGCCUUGGGGUAUUAUGACUUUUGGACAUUUUACAGACAAAACUAUGACCUGGAUCCUCAAGAAUAUAAUACAUGUUCUGCUGUGGAAUUAAAAGUGUCUGAAUAUAAAUUCUCCUGACUGUCAGUUAGACACUUAACACACCAGCCAGCUUACUUACUGUUUGACCUCCACAAAAUUUACAUCAUCAUUCAUGUAAGAAGAAAACUGGAUAGUGUGUUUAAUGAUGCAAACAGUGGGAGAAAUAUUGUGAAUGGGUGGCCUACAUUUAUCUUGGAUGUCAAAGUGGAGUUUAUGAAUGCAGUGAGUAUUAAUGUGUGAGGAGAGCGCAGUGUGAAAUUAAUACUACUCAAAUUUUGGUGUCAUAGAUCUGUAAGAUAUGCAAUCAGUUGUGCCAUUAAAAUAUUGAAUUUCUAUCCUAAUCAGUUCUGAUUAAUAUUGACUGUUGGCUCUGACGUUGAUUCUGGACAACAGUUUGCCUUUUAGGUCGGACAUUUGAAGACAUUGACUGAGGUUCUCUAAAUAUGGUCCCUGGUUUUCUAUUUGGCACCAAUAUAUGUCAUCAAACAUCUUAUGUAACCCUUCAGUGUUCUUCACUGAAGCCCACUGAAAUUCUCAGUUUUGGGUAAGUUAUGCAGUGAGUAGCAGUUUUUCAUAGGUAGGCCUGUUUUGCUACCUUCUAUGUACAAAUGUACAGUCCUUGUCAGUUUGGUGGUUUAUGUCG
Messenger RNA from Epinephelus moara (kelp grouper), 10168 nucleotides. RefSeq names its product tectorin alpha (gene tecta). The record is from RefSeq and is a predicted model, not a curated record. Lineage: Eukaryota; Metazoa; Chordata; Actinopteri; Perciformes; Serranidae. Gene Ontology annotation, molecular function: protein binding. Gene Ontology annotation, biological process: cell-matrix adhesion. The transcript is spliced from 24 exons. Bases 1 to 6648 code for a protein of 2215 amino acids.